Molecule: messenger RNA, 945 nt
Organism: Aedes albopictus (Asian tiger mosquito)
Lineage: Eukaryota; Metazoa; Arthropoda; Insecta; Diptera; Culicidae
Product: tripartite motif-containing protein 75
Exons: 2
Coding region: 300-773 (157 amino acids)
Source: RefSeq, a predicted model, not a curated record
AAUAUUUUUCGGUAUUUGAAGGUGGUUUAUAAACCCAGUGAGUUUGCCAUGUCGAAACUAUUGCAAAAUACAUGCUCAUGUGAGCGUACGAGCAAUUUUAAAAAAUGUGUGUUUCCAACACAGUCAUGUGCGGCAUGGAUGUUUACUAAAAAUGUGCAGGCCGAACACAUUUUUGAGCGUAGCCGUUUUUGCGUGUUGCGUUUUUGUGGGAAGGACGUUUUGUGUGAAGUUUUUGUUUCGUUUCAAAAUAAAAGUGCAAUUUUGUUCAAUAUUUCGAUUUUAAUUUGACCGAAUUCACCAUGGUUACUAAUGCAUCGAUGAUGGACAUUAAACUGCUAUCAUCCUCGGAGCCUUCUGACCUGACUUCAGAUUCAAUCAGCUACUGUCGGUACAAUCUUCGAAACCGAGGUUCCACGAUGUUCACCGCAUUGGCGGAAUCGGAAUGUCCCAUUUGUCUGUCCGAUGUGUUCGACAAGCCCGUGGUCGUCAAUUGUGGCCACACGUUCUGCAGAGAGUGCAUCCGUUCGUCGAUGGCCAAAUACAAGAACUGUCCCAUGUGCAAUCAGGUGCUCAUCGAAGCACUUUUCUUGAGUGAUCUAAGAUUUACCCGAAAGCUGAACAGCAGCAGUAAGCUUCAGGUGCCGAGUGCGAUCGAGACCAAUAAGAUCCAGAACGGUAAGAAUGCGAGCAACAGAAAAAGUGUCAAGCCUAAGUCUACAAAUAAUCAGAAAAAAUCCGUCUCGAAACCGAAGAAAUCGCGCACCGUUCAGUAGAAUGAUUUUCGCUUCGUAAAUGAGAAUCUUAUAGAGAACAGAGUUUUAUGUCCAUGUUCAUAUGGAUAUUCCAUUCAGUGUAUUUAUCCUAGUAAUGGAAUUUAUUUCAUAAAUAUAGAUGUUAAAAUAGAAAGAAUUGAUUUCUUGGUAAUUACAAGGCAUAGAUGAUACA